Molecule: messenger RNA, 423 nt
Organism: Auanema sp. JU1783
Lineage: Eukaryota; Metazoa; Nematoda; Chromadorea; Rhabditida; Rhabditidae
Source: the annotation of a GenBank genome assembly
AUGGAAACUACUAUCCGUUCAGCUGUAUCAGUUGGUCUGUUAGCUUAUUCUUUGUCCAAGUUUGAAAACAGCACACUGUUCUAUGCACCUGCCAUUGUCAUACCGGCUCUAGUUUCUCUGCUGCACUUCCCAACAUGUAGAUUAUGGAGAUUUGCAUCCAGCCUCACCAUAGUUGGAGCUGCUCUUUUCCUUCAUUUCUUCGUUUGGACAGUAGUAUCAUUACAGCAUACACAAGGAUUAGAUUUCCAUGAGGCCAGAUACUUAUUACCCAUCGCAAUUGCUAUGGCUCUGAUCGUCACAACCAGGAUCAAUCAUGACACCGUGGAGAAGCCGAUUCAUUACGUGCGAAGUGCUUUCUUUCACUAUCUCAUAGUUGUAAGCGUCUUGAUCAUUUCUAGUUCUCCCAAACUGUAUUUUGAAUGA